Molecule: messenger RNA, 8058 nt
Organism: Strongylocentrotus purpuratus (purple sea urchin)
Lineage: Eukaryota; Metazoa; Echinodermata; Echinoidea; Camarodonta; Strongylocentrotidae
Product: meteorin-like protein
Exons: 4
Coding region: 543-1604 (353 amino acids)
Molecular function (GO): hormone activity
Source: RefSeq, a predicted model, not a curated record
CAGUGCAACUUUGGCGUUCAUUCCUCAACGGGGUUCGCAUUGAAGGUGCACCACUCGCAAGUUGGGUUAAUAAUCUAGUCAUUAUUUUCCUCGAUCCAACCUUUUAAAGUGAUUAAAGAGUUCAUCUGAUACCGAAAGGACAUAGAAGCAUUGAUUUUUGAACGGUUAGAGGAACAUAAGCUGCUGAAGGACUAACAUUUAAGGAGUAAUUUAAGUAUAUUUCAAGGUGAGAAGUUCAGAGGAGUUGUUCCGAACCGCUACCACGGGUACCACGUACAUUGUACCUCUACCAGUGGCCCAUUCGCGGGCGUGGAACCGAGUCGGUCGUCUGGAUCCACACAACGCGGUGCAUACGAGUGACUCGCACAACUCGGCUCAGAUUACAAUCGUCUGGAACUACGUUUUCCGAAAGUUUUCAGGAAUCUUCGAAGACGCUAUUUUUAGUUUAGACUUCCCGUGUUUUGAUUGUCAGGAUUUGGACCUGUCACUGUUAGAACAACUGUUUUAAAAUGGUGUCGGGAUAAGGAAGGGAUCAAAGAAAAAUGUUGCAUGACGUGAGACCUCGAGAAGACAAUCGUCUUGGAGACGCUGCGAAUGGAGGCUGUUGUACAAUGGAGAAUUGUAAUGGGAAGUCGAGAUGGAUCAUACAAAAACUAUUGGCAAUUGCCACAACAUUGUUGCUGUUUUCAUCUUCUGCCCAUGGUCUAGAAAAUGACUUGUGUAAUUGGACUGGAAGUGGUCUGGAGAUCGAUGCGGGUGAGCGUUCAAUACAACAACUCAACAUAAACUGCCAAAGUGGGCAUAUCUCGUGGUCCUACCCGAGAAAUGCCCUUCACAUCACGUUCUCAAACGGGAAAAGCAAAGAGCACUUUCGCCUCUGUUUGAACAUUAAAAUCCGUGGUAACGGAGCGAACAUUUACCGGGAGACGCCGGGAAAAUUAAUGCCGCUUCUGCUGGACGACAGGCCCGAGUUUGAAAGGAACACGUUCGGGAAGGAGGUGCAUGUGCAUGAUAUUUUAGAGAGAAUUCAGUAUGAAAGAACUUCGCCUAAAGAGGAGCACUGCUUUGCUGCCAAGGAUGGAAAAGCAAUAAUUUACAUUGAAGCAGCCCCAAAUCCUCUUAGCAUAAAAUAUGAAACAACAAUUGACUAUAGAAUAGAAGAGUUACCGCUUUUCAGGAAUCCUAUCCACCAUGUGAGAAAAGAAUGCAGAAAGUGUGAAGGCGGUGAAAUCGUCGCAGCAUUUUGCAGCAGUGACUUUGCUAUUAAAGGUCGCAUGCUGGCCGUCACCCCGGAAGAGAGCACGAGGGAGACAUACAUCAACGUUGCCGCAGGAAUGGUGUACAGACAGAGAGACCCAGUGUUCCUGCCAGGCAAGCACAGCCGGUACUACGGCCUCAUCACGACUCCCACCAGGUGUGGGGUCAAGAAACUGGAAGGCCACUACCUCAUGACUGGCCAGAUCGUCUUGGGUAGGGCACAACUGGGGUGCAUGGCGCAUCUGUCGGUGGUCAAGAAGGUGGCUCGAGAGGUGGACGAGGCCGGAAUCAGCCCCUGUGAUCUCACACCCAUUCUUGGACACAACCAUCAUAGGUAUAUUGAAUGAACACAUGUGCAACAGAUGAUAUCGUCACAUGCUGCUUCGGCCACCUGCGUCUUCAGUUCACCAUGUCCAACCAUAGACGUAAUGGUCCAACAUCCGGCAGUCCAUCUGGGCUUUGACUCACUGACCGAGAGGUCACAUGCCUGUCAGAUGACCUCAUAAGGACAUUGCCCAGGAUGUAUGUUUAGAAAGAGGAGUUCAGCUAUCUCAAGAUUGCAGACUGAUUGGUUUUCUAGGUGUUUUUCUCUGUCUUUAGCUAAACAUUGAUCAAGGCCAAGCUCAGAUUGUUAUCAGUCUUCUGUUUAUGUCACUCCAUGACUUCUUAUGACCUCUUCAUCAUCUGAUGCUUCAAGCAGCAAAACAAACAGAUUGCUCCUCUAUGCCCAUGUUCAUACUCCAAGCAAAGUUUAAACUUUGUACCUAUUAAACAUGUCACCUCUUUAAUCUAUUCUUAUUUUACCAAAGUAAAAUUGUACGAUGCAAGCUUUCUCAAGAAGACUCGUUUGUGUAUGAACAUGACACCAUCUUGAGAAGAUAGUGAAAUUGCAAAAAGUUAUUUGGGUAAAUAAAAAGAAGGAAACAUUUGACCUGUACUUCAGUUUAAAUCCUAUAACAACCUCUUUUCUCCAACCCUCUCAAAGCCACUUGAUGGACUUUUCUCUCUAUAAACCUCCCUUUUCAAUAAAUGAAAUCAGACACUAUUAUAAUAUUAAUACUUUUUAUACUUCCAAAGUAAGUGUCGCAAACUCCAACCUUUGGCCAAAACGUUUUUUUUAAAGAGCUGUUACUGAUUAUAAUCUAGCUAGUCUGAUUGAAUCCAAGAAUUUGUUCUACAGAAUCCAGUGAAACUGGAGGGACGGAGAAUAGGCAGCCGAGUCUACCAGUCAAGAUUACGUCAAAGGGAAUUUGAAAUCUGUAAUUUAAGCGAGGGAGCUAGGGCAUUGCAUUGAUGUACACAAAGAAGGGUGACCUCUCUAACCUCACAAUGAACCAGUCAACUUUGACUGUGAGCUGCGCCCCACCAUUCUCCCCCGUCAAUACCCCCUCCAGAAACGGAGAGGAAGAGGAGAGAAAGAAACCAAGAAAAAACGGUCAGAAGGAGAAAAGGAGAGAGAGGUAGAGAAUGGGGUGGGGGGCUUUGCCGGAAAGAAAAGGGCUUCUUGGACCGCGUAAUUGCAUGUAACUUCUAAAGACGACUGUUUGUGUUUAAAAUUCAGUUGCUUUUCCAUUGGAUGUACCUCCAACGGCCCCCUCCCGGGCUGUAUUCCUUCCAUGUUUUGGUAUAUUCAUAAUUGUUUGGAUUGGUCCUCUGUAAACUACACCCCCGGAUGGAGUAAAUAUUAAUAGAGUGACCUGUUAAUUAGUGUAUCAAAAUAUUAUUCACGCUGCAAAUAGUGCCAUUCACACCCAGUUAUCGGAAGUUUCCCACAUCACGGUCAGUAAUUUCAAGGGGAAGUUAAUAUAGUACAGAGACCAGUCUUGUCCUGUGAAACAUAAACAUGGAGCUUGUUGUACUACGUUAAGCCUAAAGGGCAUUGAUAUCCUCUGUUCAGAGCCAGAAGGGUACUAAUGCUGUGUUAAAGUAUAUGAUUUAAAGCCCUUCCGGCUCCAAUAUGGCACAGUAUCAAAGGAACAGUCAUGUCUUUAGAUCAUCAUGUAAAAACUUGCAUCAUUUGACAACAACCAUAUAUUGUCAGAUAUGCAUUAUCAUAGAGGAGCUUGACUCGUACAGUUAUAUCUUUGCUCUCCAAACUUUAUCACAAUUACGACAACAGGCAUUAUUAUACCGUAAUUGUUUGGGAGAUGACUUUACAUUUAUACAUCUAUCGAUUAACAAAUGCUUGUGUGUUGUGAUAUUUACCAAGCCGCAUUUCAAAUGUUUUUCGUCAUGUAGAAUUUCUCUUCAAUUUUAUUCGUUGCUGUCUCUUAUUCUCGUUUGAAGUAUGAUAUAUUUCAUCCAUAUUUGAAUUGACCAUUUGCAUUCAAUCCUUGCCAUUUCAUUGUAUCAUAUUAUGUGAAUACAGCACUUGUGUACAAAAAUAUUAUAUGGAAUUUUAACAGUAUUUAUGGUUCUGUCAAUAGAGCUUGCAUUUUAUUAACCCUUGUUUUGGUUUGUAUUUCUUAUGGAUAUAACCUCAAGAUACAUUACAAAGAAAGAGUGAAGUAUGUUCUUGGCAUUUUAUUUAGCCCAGCCCAGGUCAAAAUGUUUUUGUGGCCUCAUCGCAUAAUCAGUUGCAAUUAAUUCAUAGCACUCAUUACUAAUUGAUAUCAAUCGGAACUCUAUAGUCUAUAGUUGUGAUAAGGGGUUUGCAAGUUUGCGAUUAAUUAGAGGACUCGCUAUCAAUUUUGAUCAAUUUGCAACUCUUUGUGAUAUGAGGCAAGCCUGGCAGAUGCCUUACAUAUAUCUUGAGAAUGUUUAAUGUCGUCUGAAGUAGAGUAUGAUUAACUAUAAUGAUCAGUGAUCAUUUACAUGUAUGGGUAGUUCAAUUGUAGUCAUGUGAAUCUGUUAUUGGCAAACUUUAAACAAAAUCUUCUGAUCCAGAAAAGAACAAACUGUAUUUCUAAUAUGUUAUUUGUUUGAUUGCUAGAACUGUUUUGUUGUUCAGUUCUAGUUGAACAACUCAUUUCUGUUGACAUUUCUGUCUAAACUUUGUUUUGUUUUGAUGAAAGUACACAAGAAUCCUUUGACAACACACAUGUACUUCCAUGAUUUUUCCUAUCUUCUGCUGUACUGUAGUAAUGAUCUUAACAUGCAGCAUUUGCAUUAUUGUCCUCUGUAGUCCCAGUGCAUGUAUUUCAAGCAGGACUUGUCGACUUCUUGAUAAAAAAGUGGGUCAAACUAGAAACGUCUUUAAGUCUAAAAAAUUGAGAUUCAAAAGUCGUGUGUGCAUGUAUAAAUGAGCGAGGAACCAUUUGUACUUUUCUACCUUCACCAAACAGUGCCCCAAACUAAUAUUAGGAUACAAAAGAUGCUUCCCCAUUUAUAGCACCCAUCCUUGAUGGGUAUAUCCCUCUGGCCAUGAGGAGGAAAGGGGAAGGAGAGAGAGAAAAAAGUACAAAUUAUUAGACAAGAUUAUGUCAAUAAUGGAACUACACUGUACCGCAGAACAGCCCUAGGAUAGUCUUUCAUGAGGAGAACCACAAGGUCAGUUUCCUAGGUUUCAAUCGAUGCCAUCGUUUUGUGAUCCACCCUGAAUUGUAUCUCGGAAUGACUUGUCCCUUUCAGGUUAUACCCCUUCCCCCUGUAGCACCGGUCUAUCUGAGGCCUUUGUCCAAAUCAUGUCGUCCUCGUUUCCUAUUCUUCGCCGUUGUUUGCAAAUAAUCAUCUCAUAUUGGGAAGCGAGUCGAUGAGGUUACCGUCAGAAGAGUUACGAUGAUGAGUUUCUUUGUGAAGAUCUCUCCCAGAUACAAUGAUAUUCAAUGAUAACCUCCCUGUACUUUAAACAGUAUAGACCGACGAAGAUGAUGCUCAGUUCACUCGUUACACGUUUUGCUACAACUGAAUCAAGAGGCACAUGUUGGUAUUUCUCAAUUAGUGUAGCAAAUUCUCCCUUUUUCUAAUGCAUUAGUGUAAAAAUGCAGGUAUUUUGCCCACCUUUUGGAAUCAACUUUGGUAUUUCCGUCAAUAAAAAGGGUUCAUUGAAACGAAGAGCACAGCAAUGGGUAGCACUUGCACAGGGAUUUACUUGGAAUGCUAAUUGAUUGAGUUGCCCUUUUUACAUUCUUAUUGUUAAUGUAGCAUUGACAAAGUUUGAUCAAAACUUGUCUUUGGCCGUACUGAGCAUUCUUUCCUCUGCUAUUUACUAAAAAUCGAAGCACAGCUAUGGUCUGGCUGUGUCAGUGUAUGCAAGUCUCAAAAACUGUGUCCUUUAUACAGUUUAUAGCAGGGAUAUGUACCUUUAGGAAACCAUGUGAUCAGUAUUCCGAUUAUGUUUUGAUACAUGAAUGUUUGUAUUUAACAAAGGUAUGGAACAGAGCAUGAUAUUUGUGGUUGUGGUAUUGAGAAUGGCGUAAAGGGAGAGUUGAAAAGAAAAUAUGUAAAUUGCAUGAGGAAACAACAUGUUGUGAAAAAUGAACAGUAUCAAAGCAUGAAAGGCACCCUGGUUACAUGCACAAGAAAAACCAUGAUUUUCCUAUUUGUCCUGGACCCUAAGUAUUGAGGAGACUGCUCAACCGCUCAUUAUUGUAAAAGAAUCAAUAAUUCAUUGAGUAUAUAUCGGGGAAAGACUUUGGCUUUCAAGUGAAUGACGAAAUUCAUUCAAUUCAUUUUUUCAUCUUCAAUGAGUUUUAUUGUCGCCCUUUAUUUCCACAUAUGUAUUUAAUUGCAUCGGGCGUAUGUCUCAUAGAGCGAGGUUCUUUGUACUCUUUUUGAAUCAGUAUUCAUUCCUCACUGCCCCUUGUAAUUAAUUAGCAUAUUUUAUCUCUUGCAAGUCUGUACAAUUUUUGAUUUAUCAAAAGCCAACCUGUUUUAGAAUUCACUGCUCUAUUUGCUGCGAGUGGAUUGUUUCUUGAUGAGCUAUUAAUGAAAAAAUAAUUCAUAUCUCCUUUAUCUGUGGAUGUUUGUGAAUUUCUUUGAAAAAAGGGCUUCGGUAAUUUGCUUUAUAUUUGCCAAUUCGAGGACCAACAAAAGACCCCUGCUGAACUCAACAGUGCGUUGUGAGCUUGUAUGUUCCCACUGCUUGCAAGAAGCUGUUCAUCAGUUUCACCAAGGCUCUCCAUGUGUGACGAUGCUGUUGGUAUGCAUAGCCCCAGCGUGGUGCAAGAGGCUACGAUUGAGCUCCAAACCUAUUUAAACUUGCCGGGGGAACAGGCCUGGAUCACAGCAUCUAAUACGAGUAGUCUAACCUCGUCUUUGCUUGUUUUGUCUCACUUACGUAGUAGAGCGAUUAUCGUCGCACCAUUGUUCAGACAAUAGGAUUUCCGCUCGACUGUGUCUAUACCCGAUCAUGAUCAUAAUUGCGUCAAAAUCCACAAACGGGGGAGAAAGAACCCAGCCCUGCCAGGCGGAUGGGCAAGGAGCCUCACCCCCACGCUAGAGUGCAUUUGGCGCUGUUUUAGGGCUCCCCCUUUUGUUUUCAGGUUUGAGGGGGAACUUGAACGGGAUGAUAGCUGGAGUAGGGAGAUUGUAUUGUUUGCUUCUAACCACCAAAGUCUAUCUCUCAGUGGGACAUCGUACCAUUACAAAGUCUCUUCUAAAAAGGAAUUCUUCCUAGCCUAAUUUGAAUUAUGCCAAUUGCUUUUACACAAAAAGAUUCAUUGUCUCUAUCCUUGUCCCCAACCCUCUCUGUCUCUAUACCCUUACUCUCUUUAAUCAUACUUGAAACAGUAACAAGUACUUGUUGAUUCUCUAUGAGUAUAUGCAUACAUGCAUGUACGACAUCUGCGACAUCUGCCAAUGGCAAUGCAUGUAUAUAGGAUCAUUACACUGUAAUCUGUUGAGUUUAGCAUUCUCUUUGAAAAACAGCAUGCCAACAGCAAAGAAAUGUUGAAACAUAUAAAGUUUGCCAAUUUCAAGCAAUUCCAUGAUAAUUCUCACUCUAUUGUAACCAUGUUGAAGUUUAAUUUAAACUUUGUAUGAUUAACAAAAAUGUACAAUGCUCCUUUAAAAUGGAUCAAAGUUUGCAUGAGCUACCACCUGUAGUUUUUAGAGUGGCUUUGUAUGUGUGAAUUCUGUGUAUCAUAUUGUAUAAUAAACUCGCUCUACACAUCUAUGUAAAAUUGUACAAAGGAAAUUUCAUCUACAGACUGCCUGUAUUUAUAAAUACACACCACUGCCGUUACAGUAUUCAGAUCCUUUAGAGGGAGAAAAAAAUCAUUUGUAAAUGUUUUUGUUUCUAAUAUUGACUUGCACAUACUUCAGCACAUGAAGUGAGUGUGCAAGAAGUAAACAUAUUAUACAAGUAAGUCCUAUGGAUAUAUCUUGAUAUCAAAAUAUGCUAUGUUAUACCUCAGUGCCUCUUUAUCUGUUUUUUUCUCCAGCAUAUUAGAAUAAAAGACCUCAAAUAUUCUUUGGUAUUGCCAUAGUAACCGCAUUUAAAUAUAGAGAUUAGAUCUCCUAUUUUGACAAGCCUGUAUUAAUUGUUAUUAAUUAUAUCUCCAGGUUGAGGCAAUGCUAGUUGUUUUGAUGUAGAGGUUUAUAUUUAUGUAAUAUUACAGUUCCAGUUAGUUAUGGUUACAGUUAUUGAAGUUACAAUGAAGCCCUCAAAUUUAGUAAACUCUGAAUCAAAUUGUCUCCCUUCUGUCACGAUAAUACCCACUCUAUCAUGAAACUUAUAUAUAACAUACCAAUCAGUAUUUAUUCUCCAUUUUAUUGACAUAUAAUUGAGGUGUAUACUAGCCUUUAGAAAGUUGACAUUUUCACGAUACUGGCUCACUAUAGGGAAAAUUGAUUUCAAUGCCACAACAUUUCAUUCAAUUUGACCAAUAAAACGAUAGACCAAUGCAUUCAUUUCUCUAA